AUGGCCGUGGGCUCUGUGAAGAUGCCGUCGCCGUGUGAGGGCGCGGAGCUGGCCCGAAGCUGGAACCCCGGCGGCGGAGCCCAGGAGCCGCCGCCGCCGGUGCAGCUGCGGCAGAAGCUGCGGGAGCUGCCGGCGCUGCUGCGGAGCGGGCUGACGCUGCGGAGGAAAAGCGCGGCCGCCGCCGGCCGGACCCUGUCCAGAAGAAUUUCAAAUCCUUAUUUGGAAACUCCUUCAAAUAAGAUUUAUGGAGAAAGUUCUUCCUGUGCUGGGAGAGCUCUCAGGAAUAUUUUUACUCUACAAGCUUCUGACCUGAUUAAAGACAGGGUGUACCUUACUGGCAUUUGCAGGAGAAGUUGUGUUGGAUCAGAACUCGUAGACUGGCUUUUGGAGCAGUGCCCUUUUGUCAAGUGCAGAUCUACAGCAGCUGGAGUGUGGCAGCUCCUCCUGGAUAUGGGCAUUAUAUUGUCAGUGGACAGACAACUCUAUUUUCAAGACAGUCAUGCUUUCUACCAGUUCUCAGCAGAUGAAUGUACCUACCUUUUCUGUGAAUUUGAGAAAGAGGAAGCAUGGAAGAAUGGAGUAAAGCUCCUACUUCAACUACUGCCACUGUCUCCUCCCAGGAUUGACAUGUGCAAUCUGCCCGAUCAAAAAAUAGAAGAUACAGCAGAAACCAAUGCUGAAAUUCUUGCUCGUCUCACUUCUGCGGUACAGAGAGAACUGGCUGCUGUUAUUGCCUUGAAAGCAAGGAAGUCAGCAAUUCAUCAAAAUGAAGAUAACAGCAGUCAAGAAAUAAGAGGACUAGAAGAGCUCAAGGAUACCUCUGAUGCACAGGCAGGAGUUUUAUGCAAGCUUCAGGGAAGAGAUGACAUCGGACGGAUUGAGCUGGUCCAAAAGCUGGCGAGAGAGAACUGCCACUUUUUGCAGGCGGAGAGAAAAGCGCUGGAGAAAGCAGGACAACAAGCGGACGAUGGAGGCGGCGGCGAGCGGGCGCGGGAGGCGGCCGGCGCGGCGCUGGUGCUGCGGAAGGUGUGGUCACGCAGCCCGGCCCCCGAGCGGCGCGGGAGAUACGUGGUGGUGUCGGGGACGCCGGAGAAGAUUUUGGAGCAUCUCCUCAGCGACCUGCACCUGGAAGCCGCCCAGGACAAAGAGACGGAAACUCUCCUGGAUGAUUUCCUUCUCACAUACACGGUUUUCAUGACAACUGAUGACUUGUGCCAGGCACUCCUGAGGCACUAUUGUGCUAAGAACCACCAAGGGAAAGAAGAUGACUCUGAUGUGUCCUGUAGGAAAAGAAAAGUCUUGCACUUGGUGUCUCAGUGGACUUCUCUCUACAAAGACUGGUUACACGAAGAUGAACAUUUAAAACAAUUUUUGAAGACAAUAUACAGAAAUGUCUUAGAUGAUGUGUAUGAGUAUCCCAUUCUUGAGAAGGACCUGAAAGAGUUUCAGAAGAUACUUGGGAUGCAUCGCCGUCACACUGUAGAUGAGUAUUCACCUCAUCGAAAGAAUAAAACCUUUUUCCACCAGUUCAGUGUAAAGGAGAACUGGCUGCAGCACAGGGGAAACAUGAAUGAAACAGAAGAGAUUUUCUGCCGUGUGUAUAUAACAGAGCACUCCUAUGUCAGUGUGAAAGCUCAAGUGUCAACUUCAGCUCAGGAGAUCCUGAAGAUCGUGGCAGAAAAGAUCCAGUACCCCGAGGAGGAGUUGGCACUGGUGACAGUCUCAUUCUCUGGUGAAAAACAUGAGCUGCAACCAAGUGAUCUGGCUAUCUCAAAAUCCUUGGAGUCAUCCAGUCGUAUGUUUGUAUAUCGAAAAGAUCUGACUGAUUCUUUGAACCCAUUUUCUGAAAAUGAGGAAUUGCAGCAAAGAUCCGUGAGGAUUUUGGGAAUUAACACCUGGGAUCUUGCCUUAGAACUAACAAACUUUGACUGGAGCCUCUUCAAUGCAAUUCACGAGCAAGAGCUGAUAUACUUCACGUUCAGCAGACAAGGCAGUGCUGAAAACACUGAGAAUCUCAGCCUUCUGCUUCAAAGAUGCAACGAGGUCCAGCUUUGGGUUGCCACCGAGAUACUCCUCUGUAGCCAGCUCUGCAAACGGGUACAGCUAGUGAAAAAGUUCAUCAAGAUUGCUGCCCACUGUAAAGCCCAAAGAAAUCUGAAUUCAUUCUUUGCAAUUGUUAUGGGUCUCAAUACUGCAUCUGUCAGCCGGCUGUCUCAGACCUGGGAGAAAAUUCCUGGGAAGUUCAAGAAACUUUUCACUGAACUUGAAAAUUUGACGGAUCCUUCUCUGAAUCACAAAGCCUACAGAGAUGCAUUCAAGAAAAUGAAAUCUCCGAAAAUCCCCUUCAUGCCCUUACUUCUGAAAGAUGUAACAUUUAUCCAUGAAGGAAAUAAAACAUUUCUGGAUAACCUUGUCAAUUUUGAAAAGCUGCACAUGAUUGCAGAUACUGUUCGGUCAUUGAGACAUUGCAGAAAUAACCAAUUUGGCAAUGAAGUUCCUUCGAAAGAGCAUCACGAGCUGAAGCCAUACGUCCAUCACCUGCAUGUCAUCGACAACCAGCAAGCUCUGUUUGAGCUGUCCCACAGGAUAGAGCCGCGAGCGUGAGCGUACACAGCUUCGUACAACCUUGUAACUGCAGCACUUUGAAUUAAGUGAAUGUUUAUGCUAAGCAUGUUGCUUCCCUGUAUGAGAACGGUUUACUGAGUUUUAUCAGUAGGUCACACAACAUGCGCAGGAAAAUC
Molecule: messenger RNA, 2741 nt
Organism: Cinclus cinclus
Lineage: Eukaryota; Metazoa; Chordata; Aves; Passeriformes; Cinclidae
Gene: RAPGEF5
Product: Rap guanine nucleotide exchange factor 5
Exons: 27
Coding region: 1-2604 (867 amino acids)
Biological process (GO): positive regulation of GTPase activity; Ras protein signal transduction
Cellular component (GO): plasma membrane
Molecular function (GO): guanyl-nucleotide exchange factor activity
Source: RefSeq, a predicted model, not a curated record